Molecule: messenger RNA, 1104 nt
Organism: Sparassis crispa
Lineage: Eukaryota; Fungi; Basidiomycota; Agaricomycetes; Polyporales; Sparassidaceae
Exons: 7
Coding region: 1-1104 (367 amino acids)
Source: RefSeq, a predicted model, not a curated record
AUGACGAUAAAACUAUGGGAGAGGCACUCACCCUCCCAUGCGCCCCAUACUACAAUAUCCCCCGAGCGUACUGUGGGGCAGGUCUCCAAUAUUGAGCGAGUCUGUCGUUGGGUCAUUGAAUACCCCCUGACGACCUCUCAACGCAUUCUACAUCUCACUAUGCCACAAACAGACGACUGGAGUUUUUCACCUGAGAAGCAUGCCCGUGAUAUCGACAUGGACAAAGACAUAUUCCGGUACACCACUUUCAGUGCCGCUGCUGCACCUCUGUCUCCCAGAGGGUGCCCAAUACCUUCAGUCACUGUGGUCAUACAGCCACCGUGGAUACUUUCCCCGCAAGAUCUUGUGGCAUUUGUAGGUUGUGGAGCACUUCCUCCUUAUAAUCCGCAUGGCGCAGGCAGGGAUUAUACCUGCAGUCAGAGGCUGUGGAGCAAGAUCUGGGACGUCUGUUUCCUUGAGCGCUCUCACUGGUUUGUGGUGACUACGUAUUUUGGUUGGGUGUUCGGUGCCUUCUCGAAAGGGUGGACACGGGCCUUUGUAUCGCCAAUCUUCAAGUCAGAUGAACAGGAUCCUACCGUGGAAGAAGUUCUAGUCUAUUGGCUCGCCUCAGCAGUAGGUGUCGACGGAGGCUGGACAAUACCUGAGGUACCAGAACCAGUUCACACCAUUGGAUUGGAGGUCGUCAACUCAAUCCCUCCACCUCUUACCCGUAGACCCCCCCUUGUACCCUCUAUAUCGGACUGGAGUGGCGAAGGUGGUGCACACAUGUCGGACACUUCAUCAGCCAUUGAUGCUGAAGAAGUCGACAGUAUGCUCAUGGAUCUCCAGGACGAAGGCGAUUGUGGCAGUUUGUCUGGAGUCCCGAACAACCCCAUCGUGCGGGAGAAAUACAGUCACGACUCCGUCGGCUCUGUUGAGGGUAUCCAACACUGGAUAAACCAUGUAGAUCCGACCGGCGUUCCCGCCGAACGUCCUCCAUCUCCGAGUCCGUCACAGUCGUCUGUGUCAACGGUGCGAGAGUAUACGUGGAACAGUAGUCGAGAGGGUGACUGGUUGUCAGUCGAUGUUCGGGAGCGUCGGUAUGAUUAUGUGUGCUCAGGGUAG